GAAGCCGAGAGCCGGUGGCUGGGGCCGCUCGGAGAGAAAAAGGUGGGAGCCGAACCCGGAAGUGGCGGCGGUCCCUGGAGACCAGGCGGAGGCCGCGGCAAGUCUGACACUGGGCUGACCGGGGAGCCGGGGCGGGGGCUGACGGCCAGGCCUCCGCCUGGCGGGAGCCGCACGAGGAGCGGGAGUGGCCGGGCCUCCCUGCCGCGCUUGAGCGAGCGCCGGGUGAUGGCGGUGGUGAUGGCGGCAGGCGCUCGGACAGCUCCGCUUGAGCUGCGCUCGGAGAGAGCUCACCCAGAAACUUACAAACGGGAACAAGAGUUAUUGCUAUCCACCCAGAAAGUGCCCAGAAGAAACUUCCUCUUAGAAAAGCUGAAAACACAGUAUUUAUAACACUGGAAAUUGUAAAGAAUUUGUUUAAAAUGGCUGAAAACAAUAGUAAAAAUGUAGAUGUACGGCCUAAAACAAGUCGGAGUCGAAGUGCUGACAGGAAGGAUGGCUAUGUGUGGAGUGGAAAGAAGUUGUCUUGGUCCAAAAAGAGUGAGAGUUGUUCUGAAUCUGAAGCCAUGGGUACUGUUGAGAAUGUUCAAAUUCCUCUAAGGAGCCAAGAAAGGCAGCUUAGCUGUUCGUCCAUUGAGUUGGACUUAGAUCAUUCCUGUGGACAUAGAUUUUUAGGCCGAUCCCUUAAACAGAAACUGCAAGAUGCCGUGGGGCAGUGUUUUCCAAUAAAGAAUUGUAGUGGCCGACACUCUCCAGGGCUUCCAUCUAAAAGAAAGAUUCAUAUCAGUGAACUCAUGUUAGAUAAGUGCCCUUUCCCACCUCGAUCAGAUUUAGCCUUUAGGUGGCAUUUUAUUAAACGACACACUGUUCCUAUAAGUCCCAAUUCAGAUGAAUGGGUGAGUGCAGACCUAUCUGAGAGUAAAUUGAGAGAUGCUCAGCUGAAACGAAGAAACACAGAAGAUGACAUACCCUGCUUCUCACAUACCAGUGUCCAGCCUUGUGUCAUAACUACCAACAGUGCUUCGUGUACAGGUGGUCACAUAACUGGUUCUAUGAUGAACUUGGUCACAAACAACAGCAUAGAAGACAGUGAUAUGGAUUCAGAAGAUGAAAUUAUAACACUGUGCACAAGCUCCAGAAAAAGGAACAAGCCCAGGUGGGAAAUGGAAGAUGAAAUCCUGCAGUUGGAGGCACCUCCUAAGUUCCACACCCAGAUCGACUACGUCCACUGCCUUGUUCCGGACCUCCUUCAGAUCAGUAACAAUCCAUGCUACUGGGGUGUCAUGGAUAAAUACGCAGCCGAAGCACUGCUGGAAGGAAAGCCAGAGGGCACCUUUUUACUUCGAGAUUCAGCACAGGAAGAUUAUUUAUUCUCUGUUAGUUUUAGACGCUAUAGUCGUUCUCUUCAUGCUAGAAUUGAACAAUGGAAUCAUAAUUUUAGCUUUGAUGCCCAUGAUCCUUGUGUCUUCCAUUCUCCUGAUAUUACUGGGCUCCUAGAACAUUAUAAGGACCCAAGUGCCUGUAUGUUCUUUGAACCACUUUUGUCCACCCCCUUAAUCCGGACUUUCCCCUUUUCCUUGCAGCAUAUUUGCAGAACGGUUAUUUGUAAUUGUACGACUUAUGAUGGCAUCGAUGCCCUUCCAAUUCCUUCGCCUAUGAAAUUGUAUCUGAAGGAAUACCACUAUAAAUCAAAAGUUAGGUUACUCAGGAUUGAUGUGCCAGAGCAGCAGUGAUGCAGAGAGGUUAGAAUGUAGACCUGCAUACAUAUUUUCAUUUAAUAUUUUAUUUUUCUUAUGCCUCUUUGAAUUUUUGUACACAGGCAGUUGAAUCCAAAAUAAAACUGUGCCCUAAGUUUUAAUUCCAGAUCAAUUUAUUUUUUUUAUGAUACACUUGUUAUAUAUUUUUAAGCAGGUGUUUGGUUUUUGUUUUUACCAUGUAAAUUUACAUAUGGUCCAGGCAUAUUUACAAUUUCAAGGCAUUGCAUAACAUUUGAAUAUUCUGUAUUUUUUAAAUAAUCGUUUGCUCUUUCCUAUGUGUGAAAUAUUUUGCUAAUCUAUGCUAUCAGUAUUCUUGUAUGACAGAAUAGUUACCUAUUCUCUUUUCAUUUUGAAGAUUUUCAGUAAAGAGUGUUAUAAUCAAUCCAUUAUAAUGUAACUGACUUUUGUAAUUUGCCAGUAGGAGUGUCAAACAACAAAAUGAUUUAAAAUGAAACAAUGUAUUUUCAUUUUAAAUAUUAACUAAAACAAGAUUGUUUGUUUGUUAGUUAUUCUAGCCAAUGAGAAAAGAGAUUGUAGUGUCCUAGAGGUGUAUUUGUUCUGCAGUUUGGCAAGAUCGUCAGUUAAUCCAAAUACAGCAUCCCCUCAACCUGGAGGUGAAUGUAACUUGUGUUCCUUUCUUACUAGAAGCAUUACAAAGCAAAAUAGCAGUGUUAGAAGCUUGGAGUUGCUAAGGCAACUAGAGUUUUCUCUAUUAAUUCAUAGGCUGUUGCAUCUACUUAGCUUUUUUUUAGGAACCCUGGUUCCAGGGGAAAAUACAUAAUUUCUAAACUGCUCCUGUAUCCACCAGUAACAAAAAACUGAAGAAUUUCUCAUUAUUUUAAAUUGAUCUUAAAUAAUGAUGCAAACAAAAACAUGGCUCAAUAUUUAGGAAGCUUAAUAUUGCUUUUGGUAUUUACAUUCUAAAUAGUCAUUUCUGUCCUCCGAACUAACAUGAAUUUUAUGUGGCAUGGCAGUAGCUCCAUGACAUGACGUCACAGGCCUAGAGUAACAAACAGUAGAGGGGCACCCUGUUUCUCUCUUCGGUGACUGACCUUGACAGAGUGCCUAGUUUUCCUUGUGGUGAGCUAUCUGCCUCUUUUAAAUAUUGUACUAAUUAUUUUACUUAUCUUUUUCUGUGUGUGACAGUGUCUCUCCAUGCAUCCUAGGCUGACCUCAAAUUUGAGCUCCUUCAGCCUGAAUUUCGGAUUACCGGUUUAACCCAGUAUGAACAGCUAGUGAAGGAUGGAUAGAGUUUUCCUUUCUUUCCUUGCUUCCUUCCUCCCUUCCUUCCUUCCUUCCUUUCUCUUUUUCUUUGUUGUUGUU
Molecule: messenger RNA, 3077 nt
Organism: Mus pahari (shrew mouse)
Lineage: Eukaryota; Metazoa; Chordata; Mammalia; Rodentia; Muridae
Gene: Socs4
Product: suppressor of cytokine signaling 4
Exons: 3
Coding region: 420-1730 (436 amino acids)
Biological process (GO): negative regulation of epidermal growth factor-activated receptor activity; phosphatidylinositol phosphate biosynthetic process; positive regulation of proteasomal ubiquitin-dependent protein catabolic process
Cellular component (GO): phosphatidylinositol 3-kinase complex
Molecular function (GO): 1-phosphatidylinositol-3-kinase regulator activity
Source: RefSeq, a predicted model, not a curated record